Molecule: messenger RNA, 1299 nt
Organism: Cooperia oncophora
Lineage: Eukaryota; Metazoa; Nematoda; Chromadorea; Rhabditida; Trichostrongylidae
Source: the annotation of a GenBank genome assembly
AUGGUGGGUAGGAGUCAACGCACGGCGGCUAAAAAGAAUGGCCCCAAUGAUUCUAAGUCUGUCGAGAGCUCCCAGGAGGCGAAUGGUAGCCAAGGGGGAGCUCUCGAUGUUGGCAAACUCUCAGCCGCAGAUCUUCUCAGGAUCAUCAAUGAGCGCAAAUGGACCCUCUACUUAGCCCUCUGCUCAGACUUUACUGAGGCUAUUGAAAACGAAAAGCGCGCUCGUACCAUUGUUGUGUAUGGCUUAGAGGAGCCCAAUGAAGGCCUUCCCCUUCGGAUUGUCAAAACGAUCUUGAGGGAAAAUAUUCUUAAGGUUGAGUGCCGUCCCUGUGAAGUCUACAGAAUGGGCAAGCGCGAUCCCAAACGUCCACGGCUCGUGAAAGUCGUACUUCCAUUGGCGCACUGCGCUUUCCAAUGUCCGGAGUCUCGCAGGAUGGGUGGAGGUGUUUGUUGCUUCGUUAAAGGGAACAUUCAUGACGAAUUCGUGACUCACAUUACAGCUGGGAAAGCUGAUGGACUCUGUUUUGAUCUGUUUUUCCCGACGAGGUCCCCCUUUACCCGCCUCAUUACGGUAUAUCGCCCACCUAAUUUGCCCAAAGAUGAUGCCCUAAUUGAAGUGCACGGUGACCUAGCGCCUGUGCGCGAGAGCACUGUGAUACUUGGUGAUCUUAAUCUCCAAGUUGAAUGGAAUAGCCCGAGUGCAUUAAAUUCUGCUUCUGCUGCUUAUAUGGACUUCUUUCGGAUGUGGUAUGGAACAGCAUGUCAAGCAGCCCACUCACAAUGGAAAUCGUCUCACAAUAUCUUGGACGUUUCGGUCUUACCUCCGCUCGCUACAUCAGACCAUAACGUUGUCUCCUUUAACCUUCUCGAAGAAUCAAGCCCCCUUGUGAUUUUCCCAGACCUUGAUUUCUUGAACACUGACUUUACUGCCCUCAACAAUUAUUUCCUAAGCAUAGACUGGUGGGCUCUUCUUGAUCAGUAUUUCUCUGUGGAUGACAUAUACCAGGUAUACCAGAGGUUCUGUAGGGUUGUGUACACAACCCUAGGAAAUGGGCUUGCGCAUACUGCUCCUUUCAAGUCCAUUAGAAGAUCUGGUCUAAAAUAUUCCCUCCAUAUAAGCAACUUAGUACAGCAAAAAGAACGCCUCUUAUCUGAACUGAGCUCCCCUCUUGGCAGUGUUCUCUACGGGAAAGUGUGCUCUGUCUUGAACCAUCAUCGGAGGAAGUUCCUCACUAUGAGCGCCGGCUUGGAUCCCAAGCUUCACUGCGACGGCUCUUUCACUAUUUUUGGCAGAAGCUGA